AUGGCUAAAAGAACUAAGAAGGUUGGUAUCACAGGUAAGUACGGUGUCCGUUACGGUUCCUCUUUGAGAAGACAAGUGAAGAAAUUGGAAGUCCAACAACAUGCUGUCUAUGACUGUUCUUUCUGUGGUAAGAGAACCAUGAAGAGAGGUGCUGCAGGUAUCUGGACUUGUGCUUCAUGUAAGAGAACCAUCGCUGGUGGUGCUUACACACCAUCCACUGCGGCCGCAGCUACUGUCAGAUCUACCAUUAGAAGAUUGAGAGAAAUGGCUGAAGCUUAA
Zygotorulaspora mrakii is the source of this 279-nucleotide messenger RNA. RefSeq names its product 60S ribosomal protein eL43 (gene RPL43B). Gene Ontology annotation, molecular function: structural constituent of ribosome. Gene Ontology annotation, cellular component: ribosome. The record is from RefSeq and is a predicted model, not a curated record. Bases 1 to 279 code for a protein of 92 amino acids. NCBI's taxonomy places the organism in Eukaryota, Fungi, Ascomycota, Saccharomycetes, Saccharomycetales, Saccharomycetaceae. The transcript is spliced from 2 exons. Gene Ontology annotation, biological process: translation.